Paraphaeosphaeria sporulosa is the source of this 894-nucleotide messenger RNA. RefSeq lists its product as uncharacterized. The transcript is spliced from 4 exons. Lineage: Eukaryota; Fungi; Ascomycota; Dothideomycetes; Pleosporales; Didymosphaeriaceae. The coding region runs from base 1 to 894 and encodes 297 amino acids. The record is from RefSeq and is a predicted model, not a curated record.
AUGCGCGUUGGAAGGACUGAAGAUCAUCGUACGAUUGCUGGGAAGCGUCUGCGAAAGUCCGAGGUUCUUCCUCUUCAAUGUGAAUCGAAAGAUCCCGACGACCUUUUUUACCAUGAAGCUCAGAUAUCAUCCCUUUGUUGGGGACCUGACGAGUCUUUCUGGACAGAGAUAUUUUUUGUGGAGACCUUCUUUGGCUCGGAGCUCCAUUAUGAUAAGUAUCUCAAUCCGAUCCAGGAUCCAGAGACCAAUCUUACACUUCGCUUGGAUCCUCCGACAUUAUCAUAUGACCCCACUUUGUCUUCGGAUCCGAGAGAAUAUUGGUUGAAACAGCUUGAAGUAAGAUUAUCGCAGGUGGUUCAGGAGUAUACAGCAUUGAUUGGGACUUUCAGCAAGCGCAUGGAGACGUAUGUGCGAACUCCUGGAUUCAUGUCCGAUCGGAGCGGGCAUACGCAAACUCUAAGUGAUGUGCUUGAGACGAUUCAAAACUUCAGCGACUCCAUCGGUAGUACAAUAGACGCGUGGGAAUCGUUUCGGAAGACCCAGAUUUCGCUCUUUGUACUAGAGGGACGCCGCAAUGACGCAAAAAAGCCUGCUUACUCACGACUCCUUGGCAGUAUAAUUCAAAGUAUAGAGGAGCUUGAGAGGUUGCGCGGUUUCUUGCUCACUCAAAGAGCAAAGUUCAAAUCCAGGAUUGAAAAUUACGUAGCAUUCCCACUGCUCUUCACCGCCGCCAUCUUCAGCAUGGACUUUGUCAAGCCCAAGAACGACAGCCUAGCUUGGGGACUCUUCUUUACAGUCUUCGUUGUGACAUCUGUCUUGAAUGGUACAAUAGCAUGGCUUCUCCAUAGGUCGCUCAUUCAAAAGGCGGUCAGGAAGCUUCUCGGUCUGGGCUGA